CCGGGAAACGUGCAGGGGCCGCCAGGUCUGCACCCGGUUCUGAGGCGCACCUGACACGGCGAAAAAAAAAGAAGCUAAAUAAAAUAAGUAAUUAAAUAAGUGAAUAAAUAAACAAACAAGGCACCCUACGUCCUUGACAGUCGCAACCAGGCCAAGGCCGGCUCGGGGCCUUAUUAAUAAAUGACUCCCCUAGGCCCAAAGAACGCCGGCCUCAGUUCUUGGGGGGUUGGGAGACGGCCACCGCGCGUCGAGGGGCUUCCUCCGCCUCGUCCCCCUCGCGCGGCCCGCAGGGUUUGUGAUGGGAUCUCCCAGGCGACGGGCUCCGCACCAAGAUGGCGGAGGAAAAGGACCCGGAGAGUACAGAGGCAAUAGUGGCAGAACUUAAUAAGAAGAUCAAAGAGGCGUUUGAAGUGUUUGACCAUGAAUCGAAUAAUACAGUAGAUGUGAGAGAGAUUGGGACGAUUAUCAGGUCGUUAGGAUGCAGCCCCACUGAAGGAGAACUGCACGAUUUCAUUGCCGAGGUAGAGGAAGAAGAACCCACUGGGUACAUUCGAUUAGAAAAAUUUAUUCCAGUGAUGACCAGAGUACUUCUAGAAAAAAGAUACAGACCAAUUGCUGAAGAUGUCCUUUUGCGAGCUUUCGAGGUUUUGGAUCCAACUAAACGUGGGUUUCUGACUAAGGAUGAACUGGUCAAGUACAUGACUGAGGAAGGUCAGAGGGCUUUAUUUCUUGCGAGCCUUUUUCCCAAGAGGAAAUGGAAGAAAUGUUGUCUGCUGCAAUUGAUCCCGAAUCAAACACCAUUAAUUACAGAGACUACAUAACAGUGAUGGUGAUAGAUGAAAAUUAAAUGCUCGAAAGACUUCUUUUUUCUCCUUUUAAGACAACUGUAAACAUUCAAUUUCUAAUUGAAAAGAUACUUUGAAAAAUUCUCCUAAUUUUCACAUUUUAUCUUAAAAUUUCUAUAUUUAGUGUCUCAUGAUAUAAUUGUUUCAAGGUAUUUUGUUUACUAGAGAUGAUCAAUUUAAAACAUAAAUUUUUUAGAUGACCAGCUUUAUGGACGGACAAGUUGAUUAUUUAAAAGGAAUUAUACAGUAUUUUAAUGUUAA
Messenger RNA from Rattus rattus (black rat), 1106 nucleotides. RefSeq names its product EF-hand calcium binding domain 2 (gene Efcab2). The transcript has 7 exons. The coding region runs from base 333 to 821 and encodes 162 amino acids. The record is from RefSeq and is a predicted model, not a curated record. NCBI's taxonomy places the organism in Eukaryota, Metazoa, Chordata, Mammalia, Rodentia, Muridae. Gene Ontology annotation, molecular function: calcium ion binding.